CUUUAACAGAGACAAGAUGAUUUCUACUGCACGUGUUUACCUGUGUUGCUGUGUCCUGUCUGUGGUUCAUGUGUCUGUAGGUGAGAUGUACACCUCGCUGCUCAACAUCAAACAGGCGAUCAGCGUUGAACGGAAGCUUAUCGAUUACUUGAAAACUUACAUUGACUACGAGUUGGAGAGACUGGAGGACGUCAAGCGUUUUUAUUCUAGAGUGUCCAACCUGCACACUGAGCUUUAUAAAGGCCCAUCAGCUGCAAUGGCGAACCCUUUAGCGGCCUUCACUCUGAUCAAGAGGCUUCAUUCAGAGUGGCUGAAUGUCGUCUACAGCAACGAAGCCUUGGAGAACAUACAAGCCCUCAGGUCUAGUUAUGAGGAAGAAGAGGCAGAUCUGCCCCAACUAGAGGACCUGCAGGGUGCUGCUAAGGGUCUGAUGAGGCUGCAGGAUGUGUACGCACUACAGGUAGCGAGUCUUGUCAGAGGUCGUUUCCAGAGAAUCACUGAUGGAGUGCCUGUUGAUAUCUACCGGCCUGCAGUGCCUGUGCUGCUGUCUGGAGAUGACUGCUAUCUGGUCGGAAAGGUUGCCUAUGAGCAGGGAGACUACUACCACUCAGUGCAAUGGCUGGAGGAGUCGGUGCGUCUCUUCAGGGGAACAGGAGGCGAGUGGAGCCCUGAGAAUGCAGGAACUCUGGAGGAUGCUCUGGAUCAUCUGGCCUUCUCUCACUUUAAAACAGGAAAUGUGUCCUAUGCUCUUAGUCUGUCCCAGGAGCUUCUCCAUCAUGAUCCAAUGAAUGGAAGAGUUUUGAAGAACGUUGAGAAAUACGAGAAGCUGCUGGUCACAAGUCCACCCAGAUCACUCAGCAGGGGUGGGCUAAGGAGACCCUCCUCCAAGUAUUUAAGAACCAGGGACACUUACGAGAGACUCUGCCAGACCCAAGGAGCCCAGCAGCUGAUGCAUUAUAAAAACCCCGGGCUCUUCUGUGACUUCUUCACCAAUGGUAAUCUGGGGCUGCUGCUGCAGCCAGUGAGACGUGAAGUGCUGAGCCUUCAGCCGUUUGUGGUCCUGUUCCACGACUUCAUCACAGACAUGGAAGCCGAGGACAUUAAAGGUCUCGCCCAGUUAGGAUUGAGACGAUCAGUUGUGGCAUCUGGAGAGAAACAGGAAACAGCAGAGUACCGAAUCAGCAAGAGUGCAUGGCUGAAAGGCCCGGCACAGUCCACUGUUGGGAAGCUGGACCAGAGGAUCUCCAUGCUCACAGGUUUAAAUGUGAAUCACCCAUACGGCGAAUACCUCCAAGUGGUGAAUUAUGGCAUUGGUGGUCAUUAUGAGCCUCACUUUGAUCACGCCACAUCACCUUCAAGCCCCGUGUUCAAGCUGAAAACUGGGAAUCGACUGGCUACGUUUAUGAUAUAUCUCAGCUCAGUGGAAGCAGGUGGGUCCACAGCCUUCAUCUACGCCAACUUCAGCGUUCCUGUUGUGGAGAAAGCUGCUGUCUUCUGGUGGAAUUUGCAUAAAAACGGUAAAGGAGAUGAAGACACUCUGCAUGCUGGCUGCCCUGUCCUGAUUGGAGACAAAUGGGUGGCAAACAAGUGGAUCCACGAGUACGGCCAAGAGUUCCAGCAUCGCUGCAGCCUGAACCCUGAAGAGUGAGGAGGGGUGGAGCUGUAGCUGGGCCCCUUGGAGCACAAGAGCCUGCCUCUACAAUUGAGAGGCACACUCAGAGGCAGAGACCAGGAGAGAGCCAGAAAGUGAGCAUACAGGCAGGGGAGGUGAGGGCCGGUGUGGAGCAGCCUGCAUCUUUGAUUGGAGCCCAGGGCCCCAGGGAGCCUGAAGCGUGCAGUACAGAGCUGCAGUGGACACAGAUCGCACACGGCUGAGAGGCAGUUUACAGUCAGCCCCCAGAGGCCUAAUGCUCUCCUACUACUACUGGCCAGUUUCUGCAGUCAGGCAGAAGAGAGGCCCUAUGCCUUCAUACACUGUGCUGGUUUCAGCUCACUGUGAGAGGCUGUUUGCUCCUGCUGGCUUGAAAAAUGAACAUCUUAUGCAGCCUUCGUCCUACGCUGGGCCCACUCUGGGGUCUGUCAUUGUAAACAACACAGAGUGAGCACUCUCAGCACUUUAUUCUGAACUUAUACAUGCAAACAUUUACAGAGCCUAGAAAAAGUAUUCAACCCCUUGGAUAAUUUACCCUUUUAUUGAUUUUAUAACUCAACCAUGGUCUAUAAAAUCAGGGCUUUUUUGUUGGAUUUUUUCUGGUACUUGAUGGGAUUGUGGACAGACUAGGGGUACAUAUUUUGUUAGAAAAGCCUAAAAAAGUUAUUUUUGCAUAUGUCCCCUUUAAGUCCAGCCACAAACUCCUUAAUGGAUUGAGGUCUGGGCUGGAUUGAUGGAUUGGGUCUUGACUCAGCUUCUCCAGAACAGUCAUCUUGUUGUCUUUAAACCAUUUCUGUGUAGCUUUCGCUGUUUGCUUCUGGUCGUUGUCUUGCUGGAAAAUAAAUUUUCUCCCAUCCACAGUCCUCUUGCAGACUGAAUAAGAUAGUCCUCCAGGAUUUCUCCUGUAUUUUGCGCAUCAUUUUACGCUCUGCCCUUACAACCCUUUCAGGACCAGCUGCCGAGAAGCAUCCCAACAGCAUGAUGCUGCCUCCAUGUGCUUCACAGUGGGGAUGGUGUGUUUGUGGUGAU
Cheilinus undulatus (humphead wrasse) is the source of this 2680-nucleotide messenger RNA. RefSeq names its product prolyl 4-hydroxylase, alpha polypeptide III (gene p4ha3). The transcript has 13 exons. NCBI's taxonomy places the organism in Eukaryota, Metazoa, Chordata, Actinopteri, Labriformes, Labridae. Bases 17 to 1648 code for a protein of 543 amino acids. The record is from RefSeq and is a predicted model, not a curated record. Gene Ontology annotation, biological process: peptidyl-proline hydroxylation to 4-hydroxy-L-proline. Gene Ontology annotation, molecular function: procollagen-proline 4-dioxygenase activity; L-ascorbic acid binding; protein binding. Gene Ontology annotation, cellular component: endoplasmic reticulum.